This is a messenger RNA of Petromyzon marinus (sea lamprey), 1292 nucleotides long. It is a transcript of the gene ATP5F1C, whose product is annotated as ATP synthase F1 subunit gamma. The record is from RefSeq and is a predicted model, not a curated record. NCBI's taxonomy places the organism in Eukaryota, Metazoa, Chordata, Hyperoartia, Petromyzontiformes, Petromyzontidae. Gene Ontology annotation, biological process: proton motive force-driven ATP synthesis. Gene Ontology annotation, molecular function: proton-transporting ATP synthase activity, rotational mechanism.
UAUCAGGCGCUCUCCGCCAAUCAGACGAGGGCUUUCUCUCUGGCGGGGGGGUGGGGGCUGCUGAGGGUGUUCUUGGUAAUCGGUUGGUGAGUUGACCUUCAUUGCCGGGGCAAAGAUGUUCUCCCGCGCCUCGCUGCACGUCUUCCAGCCGCAAUGUGGUCAAGUCAGGAGCAUGGCUACCCUGAAGGACAUCUCUCUUCGCCUGAAGUCCAUCAAGAACAUACAGAAGAUCACCAAGUCCAUGAAGAUGGUGUCUGCCGCAAAGUAUGCCCGUGCAGAGCGGGAACUUAAGCCGGCACGUUCGUACGGCCAGGGUGCCCUUGCCCUGUACGAGAAGGCGGUGAUCAAAGCGCCAGAGGAGAAGCCCAAGCACGUGAUCGUGGCCAUGUCUUCGGACCGCGGCCUCUGUGGGGCCAUCCACUCCAACAUCUCCAAGGCCAUCAAGCUCCAGAUCGGUGACCUCACCUCCAAGGGCAAAGAAGUCAUGGUGGUGUCAAUUGGCGACAAAGUGCGCGGCAUCCUGCAGAGGACCCACGGCAAGCACCUGUACAUGACGUUCCGCGAGGUGGGAAAGAAGCCGCCCUCUUUCGCCGACGCCAGCUUCAUCGCCAAGGAGCUGCUCAACUGCGGCUUCGAGUUCGACCAGGGGACCUUGUUCUUCAACCGCUUCCGGUCGGUGGUGUCGUACAAGACGGAGAAUAAGCCCAUCUAUUCUCUGGAGACCAUUUCCAACUCCGAGAGCAUGACCAUCUACGAUGACAUCGACGCGGACGUGCUGCGCAACUACCAGGAGUUUGCGCUCGUCAACCUCGUCUACUACACCAUGAAGGAGUCGGCCUGCAGCGAGCAGAGCUCCCGCAUGUCCGCCAUGGACAGCGCCAGCAACAACGCCUCGGAGAUGAUCGACAAGCUGACUCUGACGUUCAACCGCACUCGCCAGGCCGUCAUCACCAAGGAGCUCAUCGAGAUCAUCUCUGGCGCUGCCGCCCUCACAUAGACGUUGAGAGGCCAUCGAUAAAGAUAACACCCCCCCACCUCCUGGAGAAGUUGGUAUCGCUGCAUCCUGGGUGUCGUGCAGAGCCUGCGGAGGAACCACCGUGUUGUUGACUUCUGCACACACUCACAACAACAACAACCACCAUAUUGUUGUUGACUUACGUGGCCAACACCCAUGCAAUAGCGGUGUGUGUCCUGAUAAUAAACACAUUGGCAGCACUAGAGCGAAUCGUUGGGUCUAACGUGUGGUUCUGUACUGCAACAAAUAAAAACCUAAUGCCCUCUUGAAAUGUUAA